GCGCUGACGUCAGAGCGCGGCGUGCGGCAGAGACGGGCCGGGGGCUGUGGGAGCCAUGAGCAAAGCGCACCCGCCCGAGCUGAAGAAGUUCAUGGACAAGAAGCUGUCGUUGAAGCUGAACGGCGGCCGGCACGUGCAGGGCAUCCUGCGGGGCUUCGACCCCUUCAUGAACCUCGUCAUCGACGAGUGCGUGGAGAUGGCGCCGGGCGGGCAGCAGAACAACAUCGGCAUGGUGGUGAUCCGAGGGAACAGCAUCAUCAUGCUGGAAGCUUUGGAACGAGUAUAAACCCCAGGAAACCCCAAAUGCUGACCCACUGGUUCCAUUCCCUUGUCCAAGACACCUCUCACAAGUGUACAAUUAUUUUGUUUUUGUAAUUAAAUCAAUUUUGUAAUGGUUGACCUAA
Molecule: messenger RNA, 404 nt
Organism: Oenanthe melanoleuca
Lineage: Eukaryota; Metazoa; Chordata; Aves; Passeriformes; Muscicapidae
Gene: SNRPG
Product: small nuclear ribonucleoprotein polypeptide G
Exons: 4
Coding region: 56-286 (76 amino acids)
Biological process (GO): spliceosomal snRNP assembly; mRNA splicing, via spliceosome
Cellular component (GO): U5 snRNP; U1 snRNP; SMN-Sm protein complex
Molecular function (GO): RNA binding
Source: RefSeq, a predicted model, not a curated record